CAGCCAUUGUUGUGUAUUGGAGACACAAAAGUUAUUAGCAUAAUGGUCAUUGGCCAACUGAAGGCAUAAUCAUUCUUGCUUUUCUAUGAAGGCAUUAGCUUCGUCGACAGUUCAUAUGCUCCAAAGACACGAAUUCCAGGAAACAAUAAAUGAGGAUGUUGUCUUUUUUGAAAUAGUUGAACUCACAAACUCGUUCUAUGUGUGGAUGGGAACCGAAACAAGUCUUAUGAAGAGCCUCACAGCUGCGUUUCCUGUUCAAAGUGUUCCACUUCACGUAACCAGCACAAAACUUUUUGGACCCAAUGACGUUUCAGAACAACUAGCAGAACGACUAGCUUUGAAGUACCGAUGUCCCUUUUUCAUUAGUAUUGGAUUGGACGCUCAAGCAACAGAAGCUUUCCAUCUGAUAGAGAAAAAGUUAUUUGAACUUUUAGAUUCGAUUAGAGCCGAUAACAGGGUUGGAAAAGAGUAAAAUCGUUCUGUUAGUCUCUACACUUGGUUAUUUGAAGGGACUGUGUACGUAUGAAAGAAAGUAUUUCAAAUGGAG
Galdieria sulphuraria is the source of this 547-nucleotide messenger RNA. RefSeq lists its product as uncharacterized. Gene Ontology annotation, biological process: proteasome assembly. The record is from RefSeq and is a predicted model, not a curated record. The coding region runs from base 86 to 472 and encodes 128 amino acids. NCBI's taxonomy places the organism in Eukaryota, Rhodophyta, Bangiophyceae, Galdieriales, Galdieriaceae. The transcript has 2 exons.